UUCCAUCAUUAUGGCUGCUCCCGCAGUCGAAGCUGUCAAAGCGGAAAAUGAAAAUGUUUCCAGUACAGCUAGCCCAAAAUUACCCAGAGCAGCGAUCAGCAAGAUCGAACACUCAGAACAAAAAGGGGUUCCUUUAAACACCCCAUGGACAUACUGGCUCGACAAGUCAGUUCCAGGUCUUACAGCAGCUGAAUAUGAAGCUACGCUUCGAAAGUUGUAUACUGUCAGCACAGUGCAGGGAUUCUGGAGUGUAUAUAACAAUAUACCAGAACCAGAGAAGCUAAAUGUUCGCUACUGCUACCAUUUAAUGCGAUAUGAAAUCAAACCAAUGUGGGAAGACAGUGCAAAUCUGAAAGGUGGCAACUGGAGGAUAAAAGUGUAUAAAGAAGACACAAAUGCAGUUUGGAAAGAACUACUUUUAGCAGCAAUAGGGGAGCAGUUUUCAGACAGCAUGGCAAAAGGUGACGACAUCAAUGGAAUCAGUGUCAGUAUAAGAGAGAGAGAUGAUAUAUUGCAAAUUUGGAACAAAGAUUCAUCCUUAGCAGACCAGUCAACAAUAGUAGAAAAAGUAAAAUCUUUAUUGCCACAUGUCCGAUUCUCAGCCAUGUUUUACAAAGCGUUUCAAACCCAUCAGGCAUUUGAGGGAGGUGCAUACUCCCAUCCCAGCAAGAGUUAGAGGUCCAUUUCUGUAACCUACCAAAGACUGUGAUGGUUCUAAGGACAACACACACACAGAGACAUACACUCACUGGCGUGAACUGGCGCCCUCUCCUGGUGACUGGAGGUCAGAGGUCACUGAACUCUCAUGAUGAAGGCUGUGUUUGUAGUUUAGCUGUGAAAGAUGUAGAAUCAUGGGAUCUGCCACUCAAAGUGUAGGUGGCGCCACCAAACUAUAUACAUAAUAGAUGUAGAAUUAUGAACUUCUAAUAAUUGCUGGGCAAAGGGACAUAUAUUUGAGAAAGGUCAGUGUUGGCCUUGGUUUUGCAGUUAGUGCAAUAUGAACCACUGCUUAUAGGAGGGAUGCUGACCCUGCACCAUAGGUGGCAGCACCAACCAAUGCAGCUUGUUCUAUAGUAGGUGGCAGAACAGUUUAUUCCAUAGGUAUCUUUCACCAAACUACAGACGACAGUGUUUCCCACAGGUGGCAGCAGUAGUCAUCAGGGAGGAGACAGUGGCAGCUGGGAGAGGGCUCAUGUUCUCAUAGUGAGUAACUUUCCAUACAGAAAUGGAUGGACUUCAAAUGAUUAGCUUACAAGCAAUUUCUGGCUGUGUUUUGCACAGGCAGCUGGCACUUUCUAUGAAGUGUAAAGUCAUAAGGUUCUUCUAAUAUAUGACUUUGAGAACUGCAUUCCUAGAGUAAAGCUUCUAUCAAUAAUGACAUCAGUUUUGUAAAUGUGCAGGGAGAGAGAAAGACAUCUGCACUGAAUGUGACAUGUUAACCUUUGAGGGGAGUCAUUUUGAAAAGUCUACAAGGUACUAAAUUCAGUUGAUCAAACUGUGUAUGAAAAGUUAAAUUAAGCAAGCUUUAUGUUGUGAUUUUGGUGGAGUGCUAGUUUUGGUGAUAUUGUCCACCAUAUGACUUGUAAACCAGUGUUCAUCAGUAGCUUAAUUGCUAAUGUUUGUGCCAUCUCACUGCCGCCUCUUGCUAUCUGGAAUCUGACAACAGCUUACACACAUCUGGUCAAGACAAAAUAUUCCAGUGUAAUACACUGCCACACAGAACAUACCAUAUACUAUAACCCCCUCUCUGACAGCAGCUUACACACCAAUGGUCAAGACAAAAUAUCCCACAGUAAUACACUGCCACAUAGAACAUACCACAGACCACCCUCUGUAACAGCAAACCUGUUAUCAUUUCACCUAGAACUCAUUCACUGGCAUACAAACCAGCUAGUCCGUUUACCGCUGAAUAAAUCCCAAUGAUUGAUGUGGGUCACGUUGGUGCUCUCUCCUGGACCCACAUUGUGGUAAAGCUGUGGUCAGCAGUGUGGUUGAAUUCAAUGUUACUUCAUUUUGAAUUUGAGCAGUGGAUGUGUUGAUAGUUGUGUGAAUAUAAACUGACUGGGCAUUUAUUUAUUUUUUUAUUGUGCCAAUUGUAGCCAAACAUGUUCAGCCAAUCUACUUGAUUUUCACCAUGAUAAAUUCAUUGGCAGAAGCACCUGAAAUGAUUUGGUACCUGGGCCAGUAAGGUCUGAAUUCUGAAAACCAACAAUUAAAUGAGAGUAACAUGAUAAAUAUAUUAUGUAUAAUGAAAUCUGGUUUUUAGCUGUUAGUGAGGUAUGUAUUCAUUGAGGAUGUGGGGACAGAUACAGAUUAUAUUGUGGGAUAUCUCUUCUUUGAGUGAACAUUUACUUCAGUUGUUUGGGCAAAAUGUCAAUAAUGAAUAGAUAAUAGGGCAGAGUCACUCUGAAGUACUUAAUUGAUAAAAAUAUGAUUAUAUGGACAUAUAAGGUCUUAGAUACAGGCGAACAGUUGUCUUUUUCACUACUGUAAAAAAAUUUGUUUCAUAUUAAGAGUUAGUUGCUUUAUUUAGUAAAUAUCUGUUGAAAAAAAAAAUUGAAAAAAAGUUGACAAAGUGCAGUAGUCACCCAGUCAGGGUAAAUUUAAUGAAUGAAGGUUGUCACGGAGGUUGUUGUCACUGCAAAUGGAGGCAACCAUGCUACUUUUAGUUAACAGUUAAAGUAUUACGUGCAAAUAUUUGAAUACAGGUCUAAUUUAUAUAGAUUUAUACACACGGUUCAAACUGCUAUUUAUGUCCUGAAUUGUAUUAAAGUAAUACUGGGACGUGGCUGCAGGCCAGAGGUUCACAGUGAUAAAGCUGUAUGUUCAACCCACAGCUUUAGUUAAUGGGGUGAUACAUGUAGCAGUUAAGGGUGAUCAUUUGAUUGCGCUGCUGUUAACUCCUGUAGUGUCCAUAGCCAAGACAUGUCCAUAGCCUCCUGUAUGUGUGUAUUGGUACAGAGUACAUUUAAAAAGUAGUAGAAAGAAGGCUUGAGGCUUGCAGGAGACUGGUACUUCAACCAGUGAGAAGAGAGAGAGGGACCAUUCCCAGACCCUAUUGUAUUAACUGUGGAUCGAUCUAUCUCCAAGGUUAUUCUCACUAAAUUGCAAUCAACUUAAGCAGCUUAGAUGUCUGUCAGGCCUACUGAAAUUAUGGUUUAUCAGCUUCAGUAGGCAUGCCAGAGGUCUAAGCCGCUUAAGCUGAAAGC
Messenger RNA from Lingula anatina, 3209 nucleotides. RefSeq names its product eukaryotic translation initiation factor 4E type 3. The record is from RefSeq and is a predicted model, not a curated record. Gene Ontology annotation, biological process: translational initiation. NCBI's taxonomy places the organism in Eukaryota, Metazoa, Brachiopoda, Lingulata, Lingulida, Lingulidae. Gene Ontology annotation, cellular component: eukaryotic translation initiation factor 4F complex. Gene Ontology annotation, molecular function: translation initiation factor activity; RNA 7-methylguanosine cap binding.